Messenger RNA from Vicugna pacos (alpaca), 1383 nucleotides. NCBI's taxonomy places the organism in Eukaryota, Metazoa, Chordata, Mammalia, Artiodactyla, Camelidae. The record is from RefSeq and is a predicted model, not a curated record.
UGGUGUUCAAGUUCUUCCUUUAACAAGAUGGCGGCGGGAAGCAGUGGCGGUGGCGGCAGGCACGGCUCGAAAAAUGAGGCCAAUUCCGGCUUCCUGGGGCUGCGGCCCACUUCGGUGGACCCGGCGCUGAGGCGGCGGCGGCGAGGCCCAAGAAAUAAGAAGCGGGGCUGGCGGCGGCUCGCUCAGGAGCCGCUGGGACUGGAGGUCGACCAGUUCCUGGAGGACGUGCGGCUGCAGGAGCGCACGAGCGGUGGCUUGAUAUCAGAGGCGCCCGAUGAAAAACUCUUCUUCGUGGACACAGGCUGCAAGAAUAAAGAGCUGAGUAAGAAGAGGACCAAAGGCCAGAAGAAGUCACUGCUUCUUAAGAAACCCCUUCGGGUUGACCUCAUCCUAGAGAACACAUCCAAGGUCCCAGUCCCCAAAGACGUCCUUGCCCACCAGGUCCCCAACGCCAAGAAGCUCAAGCGGAAGGAGCAGCUAUGGGAGAGGCUGGCGAAGCAGGGCGAGCUGCCCCGGGAGGUGCGCAGGGCGCAGUCCCGGCUCCUCAACCCUCCCGCAGCCAGAGUCAAGCCCGGGCCGCAGGACACCAUCGAGCGGCCCUUCUACGACCUCUGGGCCAAAGACAACCCUCUGGACCGGCCCUUGGAAGGUCAGGAUGAAUUUUUCCUGGAGCAGACGAAGAAGAAAGGAGUAAAGCGGCCGCAGCAUCUCCAUACCAAGCCCUCCCAAGCGCCUGCUGUGGAGGCAGCACCUGCGGGAGCCUCCUACAACCCAUCCUUUGAGGACCACCAGACCCUGCUCUGGGCAGCCCAUGAGGUGGAGCUGCAGCGACAGAAGGAGGCAAAGAAGCUGGAGCGGCAGCUGGCCCCGCCCGCCACAGAGCAGGCUGCUACCCAGGAGUCCACUUUCCGGGAGAUGUGCCAGGGACUGCUGGAGGAGUCGGACGGGGAGGAGGAGCCGGGGCCGGGUGAGGGCCAGGACGAGGGGCUGGAGACUGGAGGAGACCCAGCCGCUGGAGCAGAGGCCUCACCCUCUGCUGUCCGCCUGGCCUCCUCGGAGAAGAAGACAGAGCAGCAGCGGCGGCGGGAGAAGGCCGCCCGGAUGCUGAGGGUACAGCAGGCCCAGGUGCGGGCUGCCCGGCUCCAGCACCAGGAGCUCUUCAGGCUGGGGCGGCUGAAGUAUCGGGACCCUGACAUUGACGUGCAGCUCAGCUCUGAGCUGUCUGACUCGCUGAGGACCCUGAAGCCCGAGGGCAGCGUCCUCCGUGACCGCUUCAAGAGCUUCCAGAGGAGAAACAUGAUCGAGCCAAGGGAGCGAGCCAAAUUCAAGCGCAAGUACAAAGUGAAGCUGGUGGAGAGGCGGGCGUUCCGCGAGGUCCAGUGA